GGCGGGUGGUGUGUGCACAGAGCAGCGUCGGAGCGGAGCUGGAGACAAACUGGUUAAACUGGGAGAAUUGGAUUGAGACAGCCGGUCAGCCAUGGCAGGAACAUCGAGACACGACAGAGAGAUGGCUGUGAAGGCCAAGAAGCAGCUGUCUGAUUGUUCUGAUCCGGUGGAGAGACUCCGGCUGCAGUGUCUGACCCGCGGCUCGUCAGGGAUCAAAGGUCUGGGCAGAACCUUUAAAAUCAUGGACGACAACGAGAACCGCCUCCUGGACUUCAAGGAGUUCCUGAAGGGUUUGAACGAUUACGGUCUGCUGAUCGAGAAGGACGAAGCCAGCGCCUUGUUCCAGCUCUUUGACCGGGACGGGAACGGAACCAUCGACUUUGACGAGUUCCUCAUCACUCUGAGGCCUCCAAUGUCCAAAGCCAGGAAGGAGGUGGUCAUGCAGGCGUUCCGGAAGCUGGACAGAACCGGAGACGGCGUGGUCACCGUGGACGACCUGAGGGGGGUUUACAACGCCAAGUACCACCCCAAAUAUCAGAACGGGGAGUGGACGGAGGAGCAGGUGUUCAGGACGUUCCUGGACAGCUUUGAUUCACCCUACGACAAAGAUGGAAAGGUGACCAAGGAGGAGUUUGUCAACUACUACAGCGGCGUCAGCGCCUCCAUCGACAGCGACGCCUACUUCAUCCUGAUGAUGAGGAACGCCUGGAAGCUCUGACAGCGACCUUGAUGCCAGCGGACCGAUACCAGCUCAGAACCACCUGAUGAUCAGAGGCUAUCCUCUGGAUCUGAAGCUCUGCUGGAACUUCUAGCUGCUGAUUUCUAUAGAAACCACAAGACCUUCAGUUGAUAGAUUAACUUUAUUGUGCAUAAACAGGUAAAAUGGUUAAAUAAAGGUUUAAACAGGAUGUACAGAACUUUAAUAGAACUUUAUACAAACGGAGCAGAACCAAGCAGCCGCAGCUCAAGCGUACAUUCUAGUCUGGUUGAUCCUGAGGUUUAGGUCGGGUCCGAUUUUACAGCAGCAGCAUUGUGUGUUUUGAGUUUCCAUGACGGCAAUCCGACCACAAUCAGAACAGGUAACCAUAGCAACAGAAAGUCCCCCAGCAGGUUACUCAGCGCAUUCAGAUGUGACGCGUUUCAGCGCUGCAGGACAAACGAGACUCUGCAGCAGCAGGAGGUUCGGUUCUGAGAGUCCAAGUGCAGACGGGUUCGGAUCAGAGCAGCUUUUAAAGAACAUCUGCUGGUUCCAGAACCGGAACCAGAAGAAAAACCAAGAGGAGACCUGACAUGAAGACAGACCCAGAAGGUUCAGGAGGAAGAAAAAGGGCCAAGGUUUAAACCAACAUGCUGGUUUCCAUGGAAACAGCAACAUUUACAGAUUUGGUGAACUUUACCGACCAACAGCAGGAUGGAACCAGCUUCAUUCUGGACUCCUGGAGAUGAACGGAACCAGAUCUUCUGGUAGGAGCCUUCAGCUAAACCCAGAAAGUCCUGUUGACAGAGUUCUCCAUAGACUUCUACAAGAAGGUUCUGGUAGGAUCAGGGCUUUUUCUGGUCCUGGUUACUUAGAUAAAUGUUCUGGACAGUUUAAAAGAGAUUCUUUUCUCAUUUUCAGAGAUCCAUUUGGACUUUCUGGUCUUAGUUCCCCCACUGCCUGAUGGGAUCAUUGGUCACUGAUUUGACUGGUCAGUUAGGAGGUUCUAAGCUUCUGGUUCCUCUGGUUUGGUUGGAGGUUCUAGACAGAUAAAGUCUAGAAGUUGUAGUGAGAAGGAAACAUGGUUCCUUCGGUGUUCCUGCUGACUGAUUCUGGUGAUCGGACCUGAUGUUUGGGUUCUGAGGCUGUUGUUUAGAUAGCAGAACAUAUCAGAACCCGGUGAUUCUUGGGUCGUUUUCUCUGGAUGAACUUUUUAU
Molecule: messenger RNA, 1914 nt
Organism: Cyprinodon variegatus (sheepshead minnow)
Lineage: Eukaryota; Metazoa; Chordata; Actinopteri; Cyprinodontiformes; Cyprinodontidae
Gene: capslb
Product: calcyphosine like
Exons: 5
Coding region: 92-718 (208 amino acids)
Molecular function (GO): calcium ion binding
Source: RefSeq, a predicted model, not a curated record